Messenger RNA from Dothidotthia symphoricarpi CBS 119687, 584 nucleotides. RefSeq lists its product as uncharacterized. The coding region runs from base 194 to 487 and encodes 97 amino acids. The record is from RefSeq and is a predicted model, not a curated record. Lineage: Eukaryota; Fungi; Ascomycota; Dothideomycetes; Pleosporales; Dothidotthiaceae. The transcript has a single exon.
CUACUAUUACACUACAGCCCUUUUUUUACGGCUACGCAAAUGUUUGAAUAUUCGACUUGAGGGGCUUUCUUGAGCGAAUUUGCAAGUUCUUUGACAUAUUUUUUUCACGUGGCGCUUCUUUAUUUCGCUUUUGCUUUUGUUUUUGUGUUACUACCUACGACGAUAUUCUUGGGUUGGGAUUAGAUGAUUGGAGAUGUUUUUUUGGGAUAGGGUUGGGAAAGCGAAUGGGUAUCGUUGUUCUUGUUUGUUUGGUUUGGGUUCUUUGGGCCCCAAGGAGUUUUUUCUUCUUGUCUUACUUCUUGUCCUUGUUCUUGUUCAGAGAUAUCUAUGGCUAUGUCUAUGUCUAUCUACCUGGUAUUUGUCUGGCGAUUGGUUCGUUUCCUCUAGUCAAUGUUUUUUAUGCGCUUUUUGCAUACGUAGGUAUAUAUAUAUGGCGUCUAGGUCUAGGUCUAGGACUGUAGCGGGUAAUUCUUCUCCCUGUUUUUGAAUCGUAUUUUUGUUGAAAGAAAUGCAUUUGGUAUUCGUGAACUUGGCUUUUGGCGGGCUUUGCGUGCGCACUUGGAUUUACUCUCGAAAGGAAAGUA